AUGGGUUGCUCAAUCAUGACAAAGCCAAAAAUUGAACCAGAACCUUUUGAUGAAAAGUGCAUUAGCCAUGUCAGCGAAAUUAAAGUUGACCCAGGAAUCUUUGUUCAAGAAAACACCAACAAAUUUCAAGAAAUCUACCGAGUUGGGUCAAAUUUAGGCAGCGGCGCUUUUGGAGAAGUAAAAACCUGCUUUCACAGAGAUACAGGACAAAAACGAGCUGUGAAAAUUUUUCGAAAAGAUUUAAUUUCGCGUGGAGGGAAACGCCCGUGAUAAAAUUUUAUCAAAAUGAUUUCGCAUUAAUAAAAUUUAUAUGGGUAUUAUUUUCAAAAAAUAAUGAUAAAAAACAGAGUUUAUACAAUGUAUAAUAUCUCUAAAAAAAUUAUAGAACCUGAAACGCCAAGCCCUUGACCAGGAAAUAGAAAUCCUAAAACAGCUAGAUCAUCCUAAUAUCGUAAGAGUUUAUGAGUUUUUCGAGGACGAAAGACGUUUGUACAUUGUUAUGGAAUAUAAGGUAUCCACCUAAGUGGAUCGCCAUCUGUCCGAUGUCUCCCAAGACGAUCGGGGGAUUUGUGAAGCCAUCCUUGAAAUUGUAAAUCCAUCCAGAUAAUCUAGAUUUGCCAUAUCGAUGAUUGGUUUCACUGUCUCGGGAGACGUUUGGCAUAUGGCGAUCCACUUAGGUGGAUACUCUAUAUUGCAGCGGCGGAGAGCUUUAUGCAGAAAUUGUUAAAAGAAAAUCUUUUAACGAAGUCCAUGCUGCACAAAUAAUGCAGCAGAUCUUGUCAGCUGUGUCCUAUAUGCAUGAUAAUUUUAUUAUUCAUAGAGAUUUGAAGCCUGAGAAUAUUCUGCUUGAAGAACAAAAUGAGACUAUGAAUAUAAAAUUAUGCUUUUUUAGGUAAAUUACAGAAAUUGAGUACUUAGAUAUAAUCAAAAUGAAUUAUUUUAAUCAAGGAUAAUAGACUUUGGAGCAGCCAUUGUGAAUAGAGACAGUGACCACUAUAAAAAUGCCAUGGGAACUUCAUAUUAUGUGGCUCCAGAAGUACUUACUGGAGAAUAUAACGAAAAAUGCGAUAUGUGAAGCUGCGGAGUCUUAACUCUUAAUUACGAGAUUAUCAGCUGCUAAGCUGCUACUUGUUAACGCAGUCACCCAGGCCCGAAGGUUCCUCCGCUUUGCGACUUCCGCCUACAGGACUCUGAUUUUACAGCUAGCCUGUUCUGUUGGUCGUCUCCUCCUUGCAAGCUACCACCUUGCUCCAAUGUUGAGUGGGCAGAUUUAGGAAUUCUGCGGCCUUGCUUGAGGUUGUGAGAUGCGAGGUUGCCCAUUCCGAAAAUUUGAAAAACAAAUUUUCUGGUAGGGCUGUCGGUCAAAAAGGAAAUCCAAGCCCAGGACGCAACGCCCGAUAUCGCGCUAGGGAGUUGCCCGAUUGAUCAGGAGAGACCUCCUGACGCUGCUGAGCUUCCCCUUUCCAGCUUGGAAGACCUUUUUCCCCAAGGUAAAAACCCUUGGUGUUAAAAUGAGCUGCGGUCGACUAAAUUCGACAUUGCGCUCCAUUGAGCCAAGGUAAAACCUAGCCAGAUACACACUCCGGGCACCUUUUUCCCCUUCCACAAGGUCCCCGGGAUACCCGGCUGCAGGUGUUAAGGAAAAGGGCUGGUUCUCCAGUUGCCAUUUUAAUGUAUGGAGCUGCGGAGUCAUUUCUUAUAUACUAUUGUCUGGGCAGCCACCUUUUGAAGGUAGAAAUGAUACAGAAAUUCUUGGAAAAGUAAAAAUUGGGAAAUUUGAUAUGGAGUCAGACCCAUGGCCAAGGAUUUCAAGUGAGGCUAAAAACUUUAUUUCCAGACUUUUAUGUCCUAACGAUGAAAGGCUAUCAGCAAGCCAAGCAAUCCAACACCCAUGGAUUACACAAAGAGCUUACAGAACUUUGCCAAGCUCUGAUAUAAUUCAAGAAGUUUUGUUGAAACUAAACAACUUUCAUUCCUCUAAUAAAUUGAGGGAUGCUGUAUAUACUUUUAUUACAACUCAAUGUAUUUCUGUUCAGGAUACAAAGCUGCUUACUCCUUUUAAUUUAAAAAACAUUUUGUAUAAUCAAAGAAUUAUACCGAACGUUCACAUUAGAAAUGCUAAAAUGCAUCAAAAAAUAAUUUUAAAAAAAUGCAGUUUACUAUUAUGCUAGAAGAAUUAGAGAAGUUUUCAGAAAUUUGGACAGAGAUGGAGAUGGCAAAAUAAGCCGACAUGAGCUUUUGCAAACUUACACAAAAACAGUAGGAGCUGAGCAAGCUGCCAUUGAUGUAGAUAGAGUCAUGAAAGAAGUUGACACAGAUAACAAUGGCUAUAUCAAUUACUCAGAAUUUUUAAAAGCAACUCUAGAUAUAAGAAAAGUCAUGUCAACUGAAAACUUAAAAGCAAUAAAUAAAAUGGCUUUCGCUUCAAGCGAAGUUAGCUCCGCUAACUUUCUCUCACUCAAGCAAUUUUAUUUAUGGGGUUGGGUUUUACCUUGAGAACUUCUGCACACAACAGCGGUUUAACUUUAGAGAUAACCAGAGGAACUGCUCCUCAGUGCGAUCAAGACUCUCAGGUCUUUACCCCUCAGCACAUCCAAGGGAGAUGGACCCUCAGGCGGAACACGCGCAGGAGCUGAGUCGGAAUAAAGUCGUGGCGGCAGCGAAGCCCGUCGAAGGCGGAACGCCUUAUUUACCCGUGCCCUGGCGAUCAAAAGGAUCGAUCCAGAGAUUUCUGGGCCCGACACGUGGAAAAAUAUGGUGACAGCUCUGGAGCUGGCUACCCCGUAGUGGACGUAAAGCGUUAUAGAUAAUUAAGAUUAAGAUUAAGACAACUUAAAAGCAGCCUUCAGGAUGUUCGAUAAAGAUGGAAAUGGCUCCAUAUCAGCAGAUGAACUAAGAAAAGUACUCGAAGGCGGCGCAUCUAGCAGUGAACAGGUAUGGAAUGACAUUAUAGACCAAGUUGACCAAAAUGGAGACGGCGAAAUCGACCUACAAGAAUUUGAAGAUAUUGUGUUAUCUAAACUUUCCUAG
Messenger RNA from Blepharisma stoltei, 3030 nucleotides. Lineage: Eukaryota; Ciliophora; Heterotrichea; Heterotrichida; Blepharismidae. The record is from the annotation of a GenBank genome assembly.